GGAGCGGGGCGGCGGGCCCGGCGCUGCCUGCGGCCGCGGGUAGGUCGGCGGCGGGUAACGUGACAUCGGCGGCUCGGGGUUUAUAAACCUUACCCGGGGCGCGGGCUGGCGGCGCGCAGCCGAGGUGAGCGGGACCCGGGUACAGACAGACAGACGGACGGACGGGCCCGGGUAGCGCGGCGAGCCUGGCCCCGCGGGGUCCGUGUCUCCCGGGGUCGCUCGGUGGGUCGGGUCCGGCCGCAUCUCCCCGAGCGCGGACUCCGGAGAAGCCAAUGCCCAGGCUGGAGAGCUGCGCCUGGAGCUGUUCCUGCACGGCCCGGGGAAGGCACAGGAGGCAGCUGGGGGACACGGCGGCGGGGCUGGCCGCCAAGGUGGGCGAGAUGCUGGGCUCCUCCGUGUCCAGCCCCUCGCUGGCGCGGGCGGGGCGCGGAGCUCGCAGCCCCAGCACCUCCAGCGCCAGCAGCGCCAGCAGCACCUUGAACUGGAGUCAGCACCUGGUGCAGAGGAGCGUGGUGCUCUUCGUCGUGGGUGCUUUCAUGGCCCUGGUGCUGAACUUGCUGCAGAUCCAGCGCAAUGUGACUUUGUUCCCCGACGAGGUGAUUUCUACUCUCUUCUCCUCCGCCUGGUGGGUGCCCCCGUGCUGCGGCACAGCAGCAGCUGUGGUUGGCCUGCUGUACCCCUGCAUCGACAGCCACCUCGGGGAGCCCCACAAGUUCAAGCGGGAGUGGGCCAGCGUCAUGCGCUGCAUCGCCGUCUUCGUGGGCAUCAACCACGCCAGUGCUAAACUAGACUUUGCAAACAACGUCCAGCUGUCCCUGACUCUGGCAGCCUUGUCACUGGGGCUUUGGUGGACAUUUGAUCGUUCAAGAAGUGGUCUCGGACUUGGAAUAACAAUAGCCUUUGUAGCAACACUGAUAACCCAGUUUCUUGUAUAUAAUGGUGUUUAUCAGUAUACAUCCCCAGAUUUCCUUUACAUCCGUUCUUGGCUUCCAUGUAUAUUUUUCUCAGGAGGUGUGACUGUAGGAAACAUAGGACGCCAGCUGGCUAUGGGUAUUCCAGAGAAACCACACAAUGACUAAACCUUUGAAGAAUACCCAGUGCCAGUGUGAAAGCAACAUUAUGAAGAUGUGUUCCUUUUUAAAACUGAAGAUUAUUUAGAAGAAAUAAUCUCUUUAUGGGCUCACUGCACAAAUGACUUGUGGGAAAAAAAUAUUAAUCCACUCUUAGAAUAGCCAAGUGAAAUUAACUGCUUAUCUUGAAAUCUUACCCUGAUUUACCACAUAAGCAUUUGCAUAUGGCUGUUCUCUGGAGAGUUUAACACCAAGUGCAUACAACUGUUGAGGCUAAGUGGCAGUUCUCCAAGUAUUAGAUUCCACUGUAAGUUAUUGAAUCAGCUGCCAUGUUUUAAAGCCUUGAAACUGAAAUUUAAUUACAAGCUCUUGUAUCAGUGCCCAAAGGAAGUAGAUCGAUGGUGCUUAACAAUGAUGAAGUAUGGUUUAAUAGGAAUAGUAUUUAUCCAAAUCUUUAAAAAAUAGGGUUAUUUAAAAAUAAGAGUGAUCCAAACAGAUUAAAGGCAUUGCACUAAUGCUUUUAGGAGUCUUAUGAAGGAAUCAUGCCCUUACUUGUAAUGCUGCAUUAAGUUUCUGUCUUUGACAGUGGAGAGGGUUUGAGGGAUGAGAGGUUGGAAACCUUAGUUUGGAAUUUCUAAAUUGCUUCAGUAUGAGAACUGAACACUGGAGACAAUCUUGUUCAAACGUGAAUCUUUAUCAAGAGAUUCCAACUGGAAAUUUCAUUACUCCUGAGGCUUGCAGUUAGAUUUGCAAGAAUCAAGUUCUGGCCACAGUUCAGUAAGAAAUCUAAGUGUGUGUGACUACCCCUGCUUAAUGUUAGACACCUGCUUCAGUGCCUCACCAAAGGACAUCUUAAGUAUCUCAGAUGUCUGGUGUCACUGAAAAAACAUGCAUUGCAUGUCAUUGCUUGGCCAUCAACUUCUUCCAUUUGUCAUUUCCUCCUAGAGCUGUCCUUUGAAUCCAGGUUUGGACUGAAAUAAUUAGAAACAGAAUUGGGCCUCAAAUGUGAUUUAAACUGUAUAUGAAGAAUAGCAAACAGCUUGUUUUCUCAGAUCAGGUUCUGAAAGAGAUCACUACUUGUUUUUACACAACCCUAUAGAACUUGCAAUCUGUGAUUGCCUUCUUAAAAACAAAAAGUGCUUAUGUCACUGCAUUAAAUAUUUGGUGUUUCUUAAUACAUAGUUCUGGUGAGCACAACAUAUUCAUUUGAUAGCUUAGACCACAGGAGACCUAAAUAGCAAGUAUUAGGUCUUAAAAGUUGAAGUGCAAUGUACAGUAAGUCUGAGCCUCAAGUUCUCUUCAAUAUCGAUCAUUUCUUAUGAGAGAUUAAAGAGAAAAGGGUUCUGAGUUCAUUUCAAUGCUGCAUGGAGUCAAAUGGAGCAAUAAUUUAUUUAACUAGUAAAGCUAGUUUUGUUGUAUCUUACAUUGAACCCAAAUUUUUAGAAAUACUCCAGUUUUGUGGUUAUGGUGUACUUGUAAACUUUUAUGGAUUUGCCUUUUUGUAUUAAGUUUGCUUUUUUUUUUUUUUUUUUUUUUCCUUGUGUUCUUUUCCAAUCUUAUAUGGCUUGAGUUAUAGUUAGAGGCAUCAGUUAAAGGUUGAACCAUCAAAACAGAAGUUGAGGCCAGGUCUCUGUUCUGGCUGGUUUUGCACUUCUGAGGGAAUGCUAGCAACAAAAGUUUAGCACAAAAUCUAUACUACAGAGCAGACCCCAAUUCUAAUCUUGCUUUGGUGUAAAUCAAGAGUAAUUUCGUUGGUACAAGAUCAGAUCCUUCCUCAAAUGUUCAAAACCUAAAUAAUCAAAUUCUGUAACUACUUGAAGAGAUCAGGAUGGGUUCUGAACUGUUUAAGCUGCUGCCUUGCUGGAGAUACAGCUUUGUAACCAUCUUGAAACCCAUUUCAAAAUGUUAUAAAACCAGACUUAAGUAAAGCUGGCAGUGAUCUCUAUGGAUAUUUGGUAGAGAAGUAUCUAAGAUUUGUAAAGACUGAAACUAAAUCUGUACCUAUUAGAAAUAAUGCAGCCAAAAAUGUAAGUCAAAAGUUCAUUUUUUGCCAAUACUUCUGAGUAUCUUAACCAAAGUGAUUUAAGUUUGGAAGAGGUGGGGAGGGGAGUGAAGAAAAUUUGCACUAUUCUGAAUUUGAACACUUAAAUUCUCAUUCUUACUGAUAAGUUUUCAGCGAUGUGUUUGGUUUUACACUUUUUUUACUAUUAAAGUUUUAAGAUCAAA
Molecule: messenger RNA, 3296 nt
Organism: Oenanthe melanoleuca
Lineage: Eukaryota; Metazoa; Chordata; Aves; Passeriformes; Muscicapidae
Gene: INSIG1
Product: insulin induced gene 1
Exons: 6
Coding region: 273-1079 (268 amino acids)
Biological process (GO): SREBP signaling pathway; cellular response to insulin stimulus; SREBP-SCAP complex retention in endoplasmic reticulum
Cellular component (GO): SREBP-SCAP-Insig complex; endoplasmic reticulum
Source: RefSeq, a predicted model, not a curated record